AUGACCUCGGUUUACGACAGUGGAUCGUCUGAUCAUGGAAACUUCACACUGGAACCUCGACAAGCGCCAGUCAUCAUUAUACGUCGCCUUCCGCUUGGCACCAACGAGCAGACCCUCAGGAGUAUGCUGCUAUUCGCGGGUGACCUGAUCGACACCGACUUUAUUCGCUCAACCAACCCAGAUGAUAAUGGCUUCGCUACGGCCAUUGCACGUUUCGAGACGGCUUCUGGAGCCCUCGACGCACAACAGAAGCUGAACGGCAAACCAAACAUUACCAAGGAGGCUCUAAUGAUUGUGGAAAUUCAAGGCAGUGGCAUGCCUGGAGUAUUUGAGCGGCGAAAUACUGUAGACGGUGUGACAUCGCGCACGUUAUCAAGCUCAGCUUCUUCAGGCGCAUCUUCCACAGUUGGUUCAACUGCCCGAUCGCGCUACGAAAGCACAUUCCACUCGACAGAUCGGAUCUCGCCGACCCUGGCGGGUGCUGGAGCUGGUGUUAUCCCUGAAUUCCCUGCGCCCGAGAAUAGCACACAUAUCCAGAAUAUCUUCUCGCCGCAGUCGCCGUUGACAAACGGGGCAAGCGAUCACAAUACCGGAAAGUCUGUCAUAAACGAUGACCUUGCAGACGAAGAGACGGGCGAGCUUCUCAAAGACCCGGUGGCCUUUGCGCGACAUAAUCCUCUCGGGCGGCGGCGCACGAGCCCGCAAAUCCCAAUGUCAUCUUUCAACCGAUUGUCAAUCAGCCAGACAAACGGUUCAAGUCGAGGAGUAACAUCACCUACUCAGAGCGAUAUCAUAUCAUCAAGAGGCGCGUCAACAAACGUCAACACAGCAUCCUACUCAAAUCCCUCGAAUCAAAUGUCGCCAGCGACGUCCACCGGAUCUCAACCACCUCACUUCACUCGACCACAAUAUCCACCCGUCAACCCGGCAGAUCAGAACCCGCCUUGCAAUACGCUCUACGUGGGCAAUCUCCCUGUGGACACCUCCGAGGAUGAACUCAAAUCCAUAUUCUCCAAACAGCGCGGCUACAAGCGUCUCUGCUUCCGCACCAAGCAGAACGGGCCGAUGUGCUUCGUCGAAUUCGAGGACAUUGCCUACGCGACCAAAGCACUGCACGAGCUCUACGGACUUCCAUUGCACAAUAGCGUCAAGGGUGGCAUCCGUCUCAGCUUCUCGAAGAACCCACUGGGAGUGCGCUCAGGCCAGACCGGCGGCGGCCUCUUGCCCGCAAACAACGUCAUGUCUCCGCAAACCAUGUCGCCCCACUACGGCCUCAUGCACGGAUCAAGCUUCAGCGCCAUCUCGGGUCCGCCGCCUGGGUUGGCCUCGCGGCCUGGCCUACUCGCAGGAGGAUACCGAUCGCCGCCCGGUGCCGGCAUAGACACGGUGUUCUCAAAUCCAUUUGCACAACCUGUUUAUGAUUUCAGCAAUCAGUUGGACCCACAGAGUCACCAAUACUCUGCCGGCCUCCCGCCUAGUAUGGGCGAUGGCAACUACGGCCGCGAGAUCUAUGCGAACCAACCCCGUCCUAUGGACUAUGCCGAUUAUGGCUUCCGGCAAUGA
Dissoconium aciculare CBS 342.82 is the source of this 1563-nucleotide messenger RNA. RefSeq lists its product as uncharacterized. Gene Ontology annotation, molecular function: mRNA binding. The coding region runs from base 1 to 1563 and encodes 520 amino acids. NCBI's taxonomy places the organism in Eukaryota, Fungi, Ascomycota, Dothideomycetes, Mycosphaerellales, Dissoconiaceae. The transcript has a single exon. The record is from RefSeq and is a predicted model, not a curated record.